AUGUUUGGUGGCUUUGGUGGUUUUAGUUCGAAUAACCCUUCCUCUACUAAUGGUUCACAACAAUUCAAUACUAUGGGAAAUACUAGUAACUCAAUACCUAACAUGGGAACAAAUACAUUCGGAGGAAAUGGGACUGGUACAAAUUUAUUUGGAGGAAAUGGACUAGGAACAAACACGUUUGGAGGAAAUGGACUAGGAACAAGCUCUUUUGGAGGGAAUACAUUUGGAACAAAUUCAUUAGGAGGAAGUGGGUUAGGAACAAAUACAUUAGGAACAAAUACAUUAGGAACAAAUACAUUAGGAACAAAUGCAUUUGGAGGAAAUACACUUGGAACAAACACAUUUGGAGGAAAUACAUUAGGAACAAACACAUUUGGAGGAAAUACAUUAGGAACAAAUUCAUUAGGAACAAAUACACUUGGAACAAAUUCAUUAGGAGGAAAUGGAGUAGGAACAAAUACUGGGCCAGUAAUAGGAACAACCACACCACAAGAUUUUACUAAAUCACGAUUUCCAACGGAGAGUAUUAAAAACAGAGAGUCAAUUCAAAUUAUUCCAGAAAGUAAUAAAAUUAAAAGAGAAAAGAAGAAACAAGAAGUUGCAACACCAACUAUAAUCAAUGAAACAAAUGAAAAAAAAUCAAAAUUAGAUGAUGUAUUUGAUCUUUCUAGGAAAAGCACAACCAAUGAGCAACCACUUUUCUUAAGACGAUUUAAUCAAACAUUUAAUUCACCGUAUAGAGGAAAUGGAAUGGUACCAUUAAUACGUCCUUCAUAUAUUAAUAACCCAACACAAAGACAAUCAAUUUAUUCAUGUAGUCCAAUAGGAACAUUAAAUCCAAGUUAUAAUUGUAAUAUCAAUAAUAGUAUAGUGAAUUCUAUUCCUGGAAAUAUUUCAAGAAAUAGUAUUUUACCAAAUACAACUAUAAACAAUCAAACGAGUAUUCUUUUUAAUAAUAACCAACAAUCUGUAUUAUAUGGACUUAAUCAAGGAAAUAAUUCUACAUUACCAAAUAAUCCAAUAGUUCAAAAUAUAAAAGAGUAUGCUAUUGUUUUAUCUAACUUAACAAUUCAAGAUACUCCAUUAAUUAUAAAUGUAUUAUCACAAUUUGGGGUUAUUGUUAAUGUUAUUGAAUCGAAAAAUGGAGUUAAAGUGAUAUUUGCAGAUGAAACAGUUGUUAAUUAUUUAAUUAAUAUGAAAAAAAUAAUGAUUGCAGGAAAAACGUGUUAUAUCAGUGAUCCAAAUGAAUCAUUUUUAUUAAAACUUUUUGACGGACAAACAUGGAAAAGUUUGUUUUCUAAUUUAUUUAAUUUCCUUUAUUCAAUUUGGAAUUAA
Messenger RNA from Entamoeba dispar SAW760, 1335 nucleotides. RefSeq lists its product as uncharacterized. Bases 1 to 1335 code for a protein of 444 amino acids. The transcript has a single exon. The record is from RefSeq and is a predicted model, not a curated record. NCBI's taxonomy places the organism in Eukaryota, Evosea, Mastigamoebida, Endamoebidae.